CUGCACCGCGGCGGCAGCAGCAGCAGCGGCAGCGCUCUCUCUGGCUCGGCCCGUCGCUGUCACCGUCAGGAGGAGGCUGAGGCGGCUGCGCUUCCCCGACCGGCCUGCCGCCGCGGCUGCAACAGCAGCAAGCAGGAAGGAGCCGUUGCUGCCGCCGCCGCCGCCGCCAUCAUGGUGCCCGGGGCAGGAGCCGGAGCCGCGGCCUGGGGGCUCUGAGCCCCCAUCAUUUCUCCCCCCGCCCGCCCCCUGCCACCGCUGCCCUCUUCCCACACCUCCAUCGUCGUCACCGCGCCGCCGCCGCCGCCCUUCUCUCCGCAGCCUUGGGCCGCCGAAGUUUAAUUCCAAGCCCAAAAAGACAAUGGAACUUUCAUACCCCAACAUUCUGCCUCCUGUGGCUUCCUGUGUGCUGGAAUGGUGGUCUCUGUUAUGAGGUUAUUGCACUUAAGAAUGAACAUUGAAGAUAAGCUGGGAGGAUUGUUUCUUAAAUGUGGUAGCAUAGAGCAAAUGCAGUCAUCCAGGAAUAUGGUUGGAAUGGGUGCUGCAUCUGACCAGUCAGCCGUUUCUGGAGAACGGCAAGAAGCAGUGCUUCAAGACCGGGCUAUGGCACACCAAGAAAUCCUUUCUGCGGAUGAAGUGUUGCAAGAAAGUGAGCUUCGACAACAAGAAAUGAUCCCUCAUGAUGAACUCAUGGUCCACGAAGAGACAGUGAAAAAUGAUGAUGAGAUGGAGGCACAAGACAGACUUCCUCAAGGACUUCAGUAUGCAGUUAAUGUCCCUAUCAGUGUGAAACAAGAGAUUACCUUUCCUGAUGUUGCAGAGCAGCAGAAAAGGGACAAAAAGCUCAUACGAGAAGGGUUAGAUAUGCAAAAGAAGAAGAAAAGGAAACAGCGUUCACCAGCAAAGAUCCUUACGAUAAAUGAGGAUGGAUCGCUUGGUCUGAAAACUACAAAAUCUCAUAUUUGUGAGCACUGCAAUGCUGCCUUUAGAACCAACUACCAUUUACAAAGGCAUGUCUUCAUUCAUACAGGUGAAAAACCAUUUCAGUGCAGUCAGUGCGAGAUGCGUUUCAUACAGAAGUACCUGCUACAGAGACAUGAGAAGAUUCAUACCGGCGAAAAACCAUUCAGAUGUGAUGAAUGUGGCAUGAGGUUCAUACAGAAGUAUCACAUGGAAAGGCACAAGAGAACUCAUAGUGGAGAGAAGCCUUACCAGUGUGAAUACUGCUUGCAGUUCUUCUCAAGGACUGAUCGUGUAUUGAAACACAAACGAAUGUGCCAUGAGAAUCGUGACAAGAAACCCAGUAGAAGUGCCACCAAAGUUGGCCUUUUGACUCCUGAUGAAGAACAAGGCUUCCCUAUGCCUCUGAAAGACAGCUCUUUGCCAAAGAAGAAAAGGCAAAAAACCGAGAAGUCAAAGUCUUCUGGGCUGGACAAAGAAAGUGGGUCAGAUAAAUCUGAACAUAAGAAAGAUAAGAAUGAUUUUUUGCCUUUGUAUGCUGGCAGUGCUAAGAUAAAGGAUGAAUAUAUGGUGGCUGAAUAUGCAGUUGAACUACCACAUUCUUCUGUCAGUGGAGGGCACUUACAAGAAGAACAUUCUGGAGAAAUACAUCCACCUAAACUGGUACUCAAGAAGGUUAACAGUAAGAGAAGCCUAAAACAGCCACUAGAGCAAACUCAGACCAUUUCAUCCUUGGCAUCAUAUGAAGACAGCAAAGUUUCAAAGUAUGCCUUUGAUCUUGUGGAUAAACAAGGCCUGUUGGAUUCGGAGGGCAAUGCUGACAUUGACCAGGUUGAUACUUUACAGGAAGGCCCCAGUAAACCUGUACACAGCAGCCCAAACUAUGAUGAUGCAAUGCAGUUUUUAAAGAAAAGGCGAUACCUCCAAGCAGCGAAUAGUAACAGCAGAGAAUAUGCCUUGAAUGUGGGCACUAUAGCCUCUCAGCCUUCAGUCACGCAGGCUGCUGUCGCAAGUGUGAUAGAUGAAGGUAGCACAGCAUCCAUAUUGGAUUCAUCAGGACUGAAUGUGGAGAUUAAAGGAAACCAUGACAAAAAUGUCAUUCCAGAUGAGGUACUUCAAACACUUCUAGACCAUUACUCCCAUAAAGCUAAUGGCCAACAUGAAAUUGCUUUCAAUGUGGCUGAUACGGAAGUGACCUCCAGUAUAUCAAUAAAUUCUUCUGAAGUGUCAGAGGUCACACAAACUGAAAAUGUUGCAUCAAGCUCUCAAGGUUCCUCAUCUGAUAAAGCCAGUAUGUUACAGGAAUAUUCCAAGUUUCUUCAGCAAGCCUUGGACAGAACUAGCCAAAAUGAUGCCUAUUUGAACAACCCAAGCCUUAAUUUUGUGAGUGACAACCAGACUCUUACAGGGCAGCCAGCAUUCUCAUCCAUAGACAAACAGGUCUAUGCAUCUAUACCUGUCAACAGUUUUCGGUCAGGAAUGAAUUCUCCAUUAAGAACAACUCCAGACAAGUCUCAUUUUGGACUUAUGGUUGGUGAUUCCCAGCACUCUUUUCCCUUUUCAGGUGAUGAGCCAAAUCAUUCUUCCUCGUCCUCUACCCAGGACUUCUUGGAUCAAGUGACUUCUCAGAAGAAAGCAGAGGCACAGCCUGUCCAUCAAGCAUAUCAAAUAGGUUCCUUUGAGCAACCAUACAGGGCUCAGUACCAUGGAACACGAGCUGGAAUAUCAUCUCAAUUUAAUACUUCUAAUGGACAAGUGAACCUACGGGGACCAGGGACAAGUGCUGAAUUCCCAGAAUUCCCCUUGGUGAAUGUAAAUGAUGCUCGAGCUGGUAUGAACUCUUCACCUGAUGCCACAACAGGCCAGACAUUUGGCUAAGAAAAUCUAUAGAAAUAACAUUGGCACUUUAGCACAGGUCUGUCAAGAGUGAACAUAUUCUGUAUAAGAUGGAAGUCCUAUACAGAUUUAAGGCCUUGUGUUAUAACAAAAAAAAAGUGAGCUGGUACAGCAGGUAUUAGUAACUGCAUUUUUUGGUUACUCACCAUUCUUUUUGUAUUGCCUUGUAUGUGGUCAUCCACUGAAAAGGCAGAUGGUUAUUUGCAUGUAUGAGAUCAGGAAAUUGCUACAUUGAGAUUUAACACAACAAACAAAACCAAAAAAAAUCCCAGAUAAGAUUUCUCUGCUAUAAUAAUUUCCUAGUUUGGUAUCAUUGAAUAUUUUUGGGAGAAUGAUAAUUAUGAGAUUAUUCAUAUUGGAAUUUCCUAAUUAAUCAAGCCAUUGCACUUCAGCAGGGAAUAUGAAUAGACUAUACAGACAAAAUAAACUAAGUUUCAAUGUCAGGAGAAUAUGGCUAGACAACUAUAGUUCUGAAAAUAAAUGCUAUUCUAUCAACGCUCUUAAAAAGUAAUACUAGUAAUAUUCCCAUUUAUUGUUUCCUUUGCAUUCCUUUCUGUACUUUGAGAAAGGUAAUGAUGUUUGCUAAACACACUCCCCUAUUUAAAUAUCAAGUUAAUUAAAGUAUUUUUAAAGCAAAGUACCAACUAUUAAUGCAUUUACUUCCUUCCUGAAGUACUGCAUAUUUCUUUGUUCCUUUGAAGCUGAACAUAUUUGUUCCCCCCCAAAUGCCAGUUGUUUUUUUUAGCUAAAAUGCUUUGUAGAUUACAUUCCCAAUUUAAUAAUACUUAUAUUAAUGGUGAACUUUCAGGACUUAAAAGUUUAAUUGUCCUUCAUUCUACAAAUCUGCAAUAAUUAAUCUUAGAGCACUUAGAUCCUUUUCAAUUAUUAUUAUUAUUAUUAUUAUUAUUUUGCUUUCUCAAAUAACAUAAAAUAAAACAAUUUUAGACUUUAGGCUUGAUGUGGCUGCAUCAUUAUCACCUUAUAUGACAACAGAAGGGUUUUUAAAUAAAUAAAUAAAUAAAUAAAUAAAUAAAUAAGAAAAUGAAUGGAAAGCCUUAAGAUCCACACAAACUGGAUUUUCCCUUUCUGGAAUUGUUGCCAAUUCAUUUUGCUAGAUACAAUAAAUUAUCUCAGAAAGUGGAAGAAGUAGACAUUCUUGCUGCAUAUCUACCUUAACAGUUUUUCACUGCAGUUUUGCCAACUAAAAGCUAGUGUCUAAUGACAGUGACCAAAAGAUGAAUGGUCAGACUUAUACUGCAUUUCACACAUAAACUGUAACUUUAUCCCUCUCCCAUGUAGAUAUUUUAAUAGUAGUUUGUCUUGAGUUAUACAGUGUGGUGCAACAAUUAGUUCUAUAUAUGGUUUUAAAAUGGUGUGGUUUGACUUAGCAUAAAUGUUGGGAUAAUUUAACCAUUUUAAAGAAUUAAACUUUAUUUUAAUUCUACUGUACAUUCACUAAUGGAACACUGAGUUAAUCUUAAGGCAGUGAUUUUCCUAAAGGCUGAGUGACAGGUAGGCAGGAUUUUAAAAAAUCAAAAUAUAUUAAACAUCUAGGUGGGGAGGAAGGAUUUACAAAUUAUUUUUGAACAUUAUGUCUGUCAACCAUCUCUCAAAUAUCUUAGCUAGCCCAAAUGAUACCUGCCUUACCCAAAGCAUUUCAUUAAAGAAAGCACAUCUUUGCAAUUUCCAGAAAAAUCCUCAAUUAAUAUUGUACUCACACAUGAAAACUAAAGAACAAACUUGUUAAUCUUUCAGGUGCUUCGAUUUUUAGUUUGUAUCCUGCCCCCUCAUCAGGACAGCUAAUAUAUGCCAUAUAUUAAUUUUAAUAACGAAGUAUAUCCAGCACAGUGUUCCAGUGUUCCCGUGUUUUUAACUUAACAUUGGAUUCUGGUCCAAGUAAGCAACCAAGAUUGACACCCAAUCCCAAACACGCAAAUCUCACUGCAAAGUUAGUUGCUCAUAAUGCCUGUGAUUGAGAUGGCAUACAUAUACACAUUCACUGGGUAGAGGAAGGGGUGAAACAAAAUCUGAACGUGCCCAUAGAUAAUACAAGAAAAGUCCGUGCAUUUAGGGUCAGAGUGUAAAGUUUAUAGUUAGAAAACCAUGGGUGGCUACUUAUCUGAAAGAUCCAUUAUGAAAGAAUGAACAUGGCUAGUGGCAGUGCCUCUGGCUAGAAUCCAGAGAGUGCUGUGCAUGCAGCCAAGCUCACAUGCAUAUCGCAGAGCUUUCUGGAUUCCCCUUCUGACGGCAGCUUCUUGCACUACAUUGGAGACUGCUCCACAGUACCCUAAGUUUCUGGAGGGGCUUAUUGGGGGCAUAAGGGAUUCUGGUGGGAAGGGACCCAGGAGCCCUGGAGUGUGCAUGCAAUAUCUUAAGCAUGAGCAGAAGCUCUUUGGAUCUUGCUUUCUGAUAACAUUUUAAACCCUUUUAAAUUGCUUCUUAACUGACAACAAAUUAUAACGUUCCUCAUAACAUUUGUUGAUUAACUUACAAAUCUGUUUUAUAUACGUGUUGGGAGACAGAACUAAUGCAAGUACUGUUUUAUUUUGGUGGAAUAAUGCUCUAUUAAAACAUAUUCAGGGCAUCUUGGAUACAGUUAUACAGCCCUAUUAAACUCAGUGGUGUAUUUGCAAUUCAGCUAGCUUAAUCUCUUUGACAUCAGGCUUAAAUGGAAAUGUGCUGCUUAAGUGUCUCACUGUCUUAAUCCUUGACAGAUAUAAUGAGUGUAUGUUGGACUUAAAUGUCCCUUUUUAACACUAAUUUGCUGUCCCAUUUACUAUGAACCUAAGCAUGUUAAUGAAGGAAUUGGCUUUCAGGCUUAUAGCUGAAGUUGCCACUUUAUCUUCUCUUGGUCUUACUGAUUCAGGGUGAACCAAUUUAUUAAGGAUGAUUUGUCUGGAGUGAGACGUAGCAUCGUGUGCUGCAGUGCAGUACUGUUUUGAAGAAUAGUUUAGAAGGACUUAUUUUCAUUUAUGUUGGAUCACCUCUCCCUGCCUUUUGAAAUUAUUGUAAAACAAUUUACAGAUGCCCAGGUGUUGUCAAGGUAUUUGAGGAGGAGUGAAGUUUAGAGAAAGUACAGUGAAAACCUGCAAGUUUGGUGAUUGCAAAUGAGAAAACCUGAUAAUUCAUACACAAGAUGGUUUCUCCCUGUUUCUCUUCAGUAGUGUAAAGUCAUGUAGUUGAAGUUUUACAAGAGUAUGACUGUAACUUUAACCAAGUAUAUUGCAGAACUUUUGUACAAAUACUGCAGACUAAGCCACAGUUGUCAAAAUGAAUGAAAUACAUUGUAAUGUCCCAUAUUUGCUUUUGUUUGCUUAUUUAUUUUGUGAAUUUUAAAAUGGGGUUUCAAGUCACUAGUGUGAAUUACUGAGUUGUAGUGUAGCUGUUGGAUUUUGUUUCCAUAGUUUCUGGCUUGUCCUCUGAAAAAUCUCCACUUGGAUACAUACAAUAUAUUCCAUGUUUCUUUAGACUAUUUUUUAUGAUGUGUCUAUCAUGUUUCGUAAAUAUUUGAAGAGGAUCCAGAAGAGGAUCAGCCUGUUUGAAUAUUUCAGUAUUAACUUGCUUUGUAUUUGUAAACUUGCAAUCUACAAUUUUGUUGGGUAGAAAUUUAAAAACUCCUUCACAAGUUGCAGGGGAAUAGCUAUUAGAAUAUAGUUCAAAGCUUUAGAAUACAGACAUGUGCUUGUGAUCUGGGUAUGAUCAGAUGGUAAAAACUCUCCUGUAAUUUUUUCCAAUUGACAUUAUUAAUAAAGCAAAAACUAUUUUUUUUUAAACAACAACAACACAGUCCUGCUCAGUAGAAGCCUUGCAACUUUUGGAAAUGCUUUAAUUUUAUGUUAGUGCAUGUUUGUUAAGUAUGUAGCACAUUUAACUACUCCUUUUGCAAAGAACAUGUACUGCAAAAGUAUUACAAUGAAUGAAAAACAUUAUGUUAAAAAAUUAACUCUCAUUAUUUUUAAACAACUUUGUUUCAGGGAAAUUUUCUAGUUGCUUUUGCUAUACAUAUAUAAAAUCAUUGUUUCCUCUUUUCAAUAAUAAUAAUAAAAGAGAGAGAGAUCUUUUGGUAGCAAACACAUACUGAAGCAAGCAAACCUUUCUCAGAGUUGUUUCUUGCUUUCUUUAUCCCAGUGGAUAGAAAGUUAAAAAUUAUGUAAACGUUUAUUUUAUUUUUUUAUGCAAUAUUGUUCUGUAAAUAUGAGUUAUCAAAUAAGGAUGUACCUAUGAUUGAAUCUUUGAUUCUGCACAGUUAGAGUUUAUAUAUAAAAUAUAAAUGUGUCUUGACAAUCAAGGACUUACUGUCAGUCUUCCUUUAUGAUGUUUUAUUAAUGUUAUGCAUUCCAUUUGUUAGACUUGAGUACCAAUGUGGGAAUUUGUAUUGUCUGUAAAGUAUGUAAUGUUUUUACAGCUUGUUUAAAAAAAAAAGGAAAAAAGAACCUUGUAAAUGUAUAUAAACAGAUCACAGUACCGCUUUAUAUCAGGAGGCAUAUGAUGUACUGUAUGUAAGCAAUAAUGCCUAACAGUGCUAACUUUACAAGUAGCCUAAGGAUAGUUCCAAAAACUGUUUGGGGAAGUGAAUAGCUUUGUUUAAGUUAAUGGAUAUUCUUAAUUGUUUUUAAUCAAUAAAUUCAACUGUUUUUCUGUUGUAGUAUAUAACAUUGUUUACACAGCACAAUCUGAGUUGCAGGAGGAGCAGUCUCUAGAUCUAUGAUUGCACCUGCAGACACAUUAAUUAUGAAACUAAUGGCUUGGCUGCACUUCUGCAAAACGAGGAAGACUGCAAAAGUUAGUGUCCAUAUCCUGGAAAGAAGGAUAGUUUCCCCCUCCUUCUUCAUCUGCGCCGAUUGAAUAUUCUUGGAAUUUAAUUUGAAAUCUUUAAUCCCAAUAUGGAUUCAGUAUAAAUCAGAUUUUUGUAAUUUUAAAAAAGUGGGCUUUUUUCAUAAUUCACGUUGCAGUUGAACAUUGAGUCGUGGGUUUUUUGGGUUUUAUUUUUUUGCAUAAUUAUUUUUGCCAUAGGAAUUUAUCAGCUGCUGAGAUGAGCUUUAUUCAGUUCAAGCAAAACAAAAAAGUCAAACUUAGGCUGAGUUUGAACUGUGCUUUCAGGCUGUACAGAGCAACAGAAUUAUUUGAAAAUGGUCAUCAUUGCUUUAGGGUUAUGGGGGGAAAGAUCACCGAUUUAUAAAUGUCUAUGACCUACAUUUUAUAGGAAGAAAUGUUUUUAAAUGCUAGUCAUUUAUAUAAUAUGUGCUUUGAAGGAUUUGCUAGUUCACUUCUGUCACUUUUAGUACACUGGUAUCUUUUUAUAUGUAAUGUAUGCUUUUAUUAUUGUAGCAAAGCAUUUCAGUAGAAGGAAUUUUGCAACAGUGUUGGGGAAAAUUUAUUGUUGGAAACUAAUUAUACUGGAUUCUGUCUCUGUAGUUUUGUCUUUAUUUUAAUGGUGUUGGAGGAAGGACCUUGGUAUUAAAAUUAACCCCAUGAUUAGUUCUACUUUUUAAAAAAGUGUAUACAGUGUGAUCUGCAAGUAAGUCCAGAAUCUGAUAACUUUAAAUUGAAACAUACAUAAUUUAAUGUACUGUGGAGUCAACUAAAAAAAAAUUAAAUGCUUGGGGUUGGGAAAAGGAUACUAUAUAGGAGAAUGGUGUUGCAUUGCAUUUUCUGAUAGUAUUCUUUUUACUGAAGUCCAUAUACCUUCUUUCUCUUUCAGUUCAUAGAAUCCCCUAUAAUGCUGGCAAAGGAGAUUUGUUUCAAUGGUAAUACAGUAUUACUUUGACAUACAACAACAAAUCUGUCCGUUUUACUGUGAGUGUUGAUUUUUAAAAAAUCAAUUGAUUUCCCAAUUUCAUCAAUUUAAAAAUGUGCAUAAGUAAAACAGAAGCUUUUGUAUAAACCUGGAAAGUAUGAAUUUGUGUAAUUAUUUUGUAUUUGAAAUAAAUUAGGUGAUACAGGAUUCCUGAGAAAUCAGGAAUUUCGUGAUGA
Molecule: messenger RNA, 8826 nt
Organism: Hemicordylus capensis (graceful crag lizard)
Lineage: Eukaryota; Metazoa; Chordata; Lepidosauria; Squamata; Cordylidae
Gene: ZNF148
Product: zinc finger protein 148
Exons: 8
Coding region: 412-2835 (807 amino acids)
Biological process (GO): regulation of transcription by RNA polymerase II
Cellular component (GO): nucleus
Molecular function (GO): DNA-binding transcription factor activity, RNA polymerase II-specific; RNA polymerase II cis-regulatory region sequence-specific DNA binding
Source: RefSeq, a predicted model, not a curated record